Nilaparvata lugens (brown planthopper) is the source of this 2526-nucleotide messenger RNA. Its product is annotated as activating signal cointegrator 1 complex subunit 2-like. The transcript is spliced from 15 exons. Gene Ontology annotation, biological process: regulation of DNA-templated transcription. Bases 214 to 2424 code for a protein of 736 amino acids. The record is from RefSeq and is a predicted model, not a curated record. Gene Ontology annotation, molecular function: ubiquitin binding. Lineage: Eukaryota; Metazoa; Arthropoda; Insecta; Hemiptera; Delphacidae.
GAAGUCGAUAGUUUGAUUUUUUUCAACAUUUUCUGCAUCAACGUCAAAACUUAACACGUCUGAAUUUUAAAUAAUAUCUAAAAGUAUUAGGCUUAAAAUUUAAUAUCAAUGUGGUGUGAAACAUGACAAUGAUAGACAGUAUGUCCUCCCGAAAUAGCAUCUAUAAUCCCGAUCGGAAACCUCUUGACGAGUUGAAAAUAAAGACACUCGUCGAUGGGCAAAACAUACAAUAUUCCUGCCUUGGACAAGCACUGGGUGGAAGAAGGAAAAGAAUUCACAUUCUACAAUCCACUGCCAAGUGAUGUCAAUGCACUUGAGGCGGGUGCCAAAGAAGCCUGGAUAGAAAGAAUGGGAUAUUUGAUUGCCGAUUUCAAAUGGCUUCUACAUUUAGAACAUCACAGAUUCUGGUCGCAGCUGGCGUACGAUGGUGGCCGUGCGGUGGCGGGGCUGGAGCAUUUCCUGCAGGAGGCUCAUCCGAUUUACGCGUUGGACUCGUUCGCGGGUGGCCGGGCCGAUGCGCAACUGAUGUCGCUCUACCAGCAAGCCAUGCAUCUCGCCUUCCUAAUCAUGUGUCGCAUCGUCUGUCAACACGAGUCCGAGACGGAAUGGAUGAAACGAGAUACACUGGCCCAUCUGUGGUACAACGAGUACAUAAUCACACUGCCGAUGCUGUUGGACCUGUGUCUGCUCUAUGGCGAUGCCAACACCAAGCAACUCACCAGUAUGGUGCACACUGUCUUCGACAUCCAGCCCCUCUACAAGGAUGACCUCAAGAAUGCUGUCUGCUUCAUCGGCGAGAGAUUGAGUCUAGUUCAGGAUAAGUUGAAGACGAGAAAAGUGGCCGAACAUCACCAUCCGACGCGACUGUUCGAGAGGGACUUGAAUGCUAAGCCCGAUCUCAGUGUGGCGGACUUGACGGACUUGAUUCUGUUCGUCCUGGACACCGUGCUUAACCUGGCCACGUUCAUGUAUAUCUACCAGCCGGCCUGCUCUAUUCUGCACAGUCUACGCUUCGAAACCAAGAUUGUAUCAUUCUACGAGCACACAAUUCCGAGUCUGAACGAACACGUGACUCAGCUGUCAAAGAAGGACGACACAGUGGACGUCUACUUUGACCUGAAAUACAAACUGGAUGUAAUCAGGGUGCAGCUCAUCAAAGUGUUCAGAUACUGCCUUUUCUCUCCUGUCAACUCUAUGAUCGAGAUGUCAAAUAUCAGUUUGAAGAAUGCGGACACCAUAAAAGGUUACAUUGAAGACUUCAUUUCAUCUCUAUCUGAGUUUCUGGCCGACAAAUUGUUCAUUCAGGAUUACCACAAGGCGCACCCUGUUGAUCAGGACCUCGAAAUUCUGUCGCAGGUCUAUCCUGAACUAGAUUCGGUGAAGUGCGACUUUCUAAUGGAGUCAGUGUGGUCUUGCUACGAUGUGAAACCGCUCCCAAAACCCCCCGCCCAAAAUGGACCCAGCACCUCGCAACAAGCGUAUCUCGGUCCCUCCAAGAGUUCAAAGACUGACACAUUGAGCAGGCCGAACGAAGUUGAGAUGGUGUCUCUAGUCACCCAGGUCAAAGAUCUGCUGCCUCAUCUCGGCGAUGGAUUCAUUCAGAAAUGUUUGGAGCACUACAAGUAUGAUAGCGCGACUGUGAUAAACGCCGUUCUGGAGAGUAAUCUUCCGCACUCGCUCAAUCAACUGGACCCCUCUAUGCCCGCACAAGUCGAACCACCUCCAACCGAAACUGCUAGUAAUUUGCCGCUGCGAGUGAAUGUUUUUGAUAACGAUGAGUUCGAUAUUAUGACUCGAGACUCAAUCGAUACUUCUCGGGUGCACAAAGGCAAAUGGAAAAUGAAGUACAAGAACCUGACAGAGAUGCUGGACGACAAGUCUCACGUGAACGAGCUGAAGGACCGCUUCACGCAGCUGGGAUUGGUGGAGGGGGGCGAGGAUGUCUAUGAUGAUGAAUACGAUGAUACCUACGAUGGCCUCGAUGUGUCUGUCGGAGAGGCUGGCGAACCGGAGAGACGGCAGUUCGUCACACCUCGAGUCCUGGAGAGUCGCUCGGGGCCGGGGCGGGGUGGUGGCCGGAGGGGGGCAGAGGAGGACAACGAGAGUGGAGGGGACGAUGAGGGAGAUGAUGAAGAAGAAGGAGGAGGAAGGAAUCGUGAUAACUUUGUGGAGAACCCGGAAGUGGUACGAGCGAGACUGGAGAGACAGAGACAGAACAAGUACAGGAAUAGAGUGGGAGGAGGGGGAGGUGGUGGAGGGCAGACUGGCUCGCGGGAUGUCACCGGAAAGCCGAAAGGCCAAGGACAGGAAAAGCGUGUCCUUGAAAAUCGUGAUCGUAAAAAUACAGGAAAGGCUCACGUGGGUAAUCACAAUCGACGCAAUAUGGCGCAGCGCAAAAGGAAUCAGGGAAUGAUGCCAUCGUAAAAACCCCUCAAUAAUCAUCCAGUUUGUUCAUAACAGAGUUUUAUUAUGUUUUAUUUGUUUAUAAAUAUUGGUAUUAUUAUAUUGUACAAUUACGCAUUCGUA